UAGGCCGAAGUACAGGUCCUCUCUCUUUCUCUCUCCCUCGCAUAUAAACAUGAGAGUUCAUGUGUAUGUUCUGCAUAUUUCUUCUGUUUCAUCAAAACCCUCCUCUCAAAAAUGGCUUCCUCUUCCAAAACCAUGAAAUUAGCAGUUAUGGUAGCUGAUAUGGCAUCUUGGUACUGUGCAAUAGUCCUCUUAGGCUUGAUAUUGUUUGCAUCGAUCAGAGAGAAUUCCCUUGUGGAUCAUGAUCAUAUCGGAGGGAACCAUUUUUUUCACCGGCCGUGCGACGAGAUCUAUGUGGUCGGAGAAGGAGAGACCUUGCAUACCAUCAGCGACAAGUGCGGCGACCCGUAUAUCGUGGAGCGGAACCCGCAUAUCCAUGACCCGGAUGAUGUCUUCCCUGGGCUUGUCAUCAAGAUCAUUCCUUCAAAACCCUAAUUAGGAAGUUUUUUGAGGUGGUUUCUAGGCUUUGUUGUCAUUUGCAAUCAAUUCUCACCUAUAGGCCUUUAUCUUUUUUUUUUUUUUUAUCUUACACAGAAUGAUGAAUACUUGUUUUUUGUUGUUUAAUACAAGGGGAAACUUCUUCAUCAACACCAGCUUUGUAUCAUAUGAGUGGAAAAUAAAGCGAAUAUAUAUAAGAACACUUUGUCUUUGUGUGUAAUUAGUAUAAAUUCCUUUUUUGAGGGUGGGUUA
Tripterygium wilfordii is the source of this 687-nucleotide messenger RNA. RefSeq lists its product as uncharacterized. Bases 112 to 432 code for a protein of 106 amino acids. The record is from RefSeq and is a predicted model, not a curated record. The transcript has a single exon. Lineage: Eukaryota; Viridiplantae; Streptophyta; Magnoliopsida; Celastrales; Celastraceae.